AUGAAUGCCCUUUCGCACUACCUUUCGUCGUCUUCGGUUGUUGAACAUUCAUGCCGGAAAGAACAGUCGCCUUGCGAGCUGUCUCGAGCCGCUUCAGUCAACAGUGCCUCUGCUCAAGCCGCAUCGGCUGGUAAUGCCUUAUUUCUUCGCGCUCAAUACGAUGCUCUGCGUCGCCUCCGGGUCUACUGGUUGCCUCGUUGGUUGUUACACUGGGAAACGCGAGUCACAAAUACCUCUUUACCAGGAAUACUGGGACUAUUGGGACUGCCAGCGCCGGAAUUGUCUACUCCUGGUCAACUCAGUGGCAAGUCGGAUCCCUUAGACGGAACUCUGGCCAGUUCAACUUCUCGGCUAGCUAUCACUGCUGUCUCACUUAAUGAGCCGACGGCAAACCUACAAAUUGGGCUUUCCGGCUCUUCAAGUGGCCAGCAGAUUUCAACACACACCUACACUAUGCCAUCCUCACAGACAACCAAACAAACUAGUAGGAUGGCUGCCUUGGAGGGGACCAGUAUUCCAACAGGCCGAAGCACCGGAGCAAAGAUCUCAGAGAGAAAAUGUUCAUUUCAGUCGUCAGAUCGUUUUUACUUGCCGACCAGUUAUGCGUCUGUCACUACGAACACCAGCACGAAAGUGGCGGGAGACAUAGCUGAUACCAACACUAAACAGACUGCGUUUUCACUUGUUCGCGAAAGUCAGCAAGUCGAAGCAUUCAAGACACCAUUUUUGCAUGUAUUUCCGCGCCUGCAUCCACCACUGUCUGAUUUGUUUGGUUCAGACACAAAUCUGAACGCAGAAAUCUUUCGUUCGCAGCCAGAUGUAGCUCCAUUGUUGUACCCUGUUUUGCCCGAAUGUUGUCGCAAAGAGAGCAACGCCGACUCAGGCUUCAGCAAAAACAGCCAAGCAUUGACAUGGCAUCCUCAGCAUAUAAACCUGGCGUGGUCUCUUCCCUGUCGGCCCGACUUUCUCUUUCUUGUUGGCCUCCGACGUUCUAACCUCUCAUGGUCUCAAAUGAAAAAAACAGGUCUUCAAGCAUCCGAGCGCCUUAUGCCUCUUGCAGGCUCCAUAAACUCAACACUUGUCGAUCUCGCUUCACAAACGGCACAGAAAUGGAAGACUAUCGAUUUGCAAGUUAACACCUCAUGUACCAGUGAGGUAUCUGAUAAAACUCAGCUAUUCGGGCAGACAGCAGAGCAUCUUCAUAGGUUGCCACAGUACUUGGAGGAAAGUGAGGAGAUAGACUUGAAAUUGGUAAAGGAGAAUGAACUUGUGCAAAAGGUGCGUGCGACAAUCCUUGCAGACGCUUCAUGUGGUGGACCAUUUAAGGCCUAUUUGGGAGUGUAA
Protopolystoma xenopodis is the source of this 1344-nucleotide messenger RNA. The record is from the annotation of a GenBank genome assembly. Lineage: Eukaryota; Metazoa; Platyhelminthes; Monogenea; Polystomatidea; Polystomatidae.